UAAGAAUCUGAGUUCCAUUCCAUCCCUUUCCAAAAGAGAAAGAGAAGAAUAUUUGAGCAGAAGAAGAAAAGUAGAUGAUGAAGAUGAUGCUGUUGGAAGGAGAUGAUAUCAGGAAGAGGAAGAACAAGUACUCAACAACUCUCUUGAUCUGCCUCUUGUCAUGUGUUGCCUUUGUUCAGCUCAAGCCCUUGCUCAAUGGAAGUAGCAGCAGCAGCGAUUCCAUCUACAGGGGUUUGAGAAACGACGCUCCUUCCACAUAUGCCCUGAACCUCGACUCCUAUUCCAAAUUGGUCAGCACUGGCGCUGAGACAUACGAGUCCGAUGUGUUUCAGUCCAGUGGUUACAAUUGGACACUGACACUGUACCCGAGUGGCAACACUAAAGACGGAGGAGCAGAUCAUAUAUCUCUAUAUUUGAAACCAUACAACACAAAGUCAUUGCCCCAAGGAUGGGAGAUCCUCACUAGAAUCAGCUUCUUUGUUCAGAACAAGCCCAAGAAGAAGUACUUGGUGGUGGAGGAGAAGGAGGUGCAGAGAUUCAACGCAGCCAAAACAGAGUGGGGAAUAGGGAAGUUGAUACAGCUGUCGACAUUUUCGAACGAGAAGAAUGGGUACCUUGACGGAGACAAGUGCCAGUUUGGAGUUGAGGUCCUUGUCCUGAACAAAAACCCCAACUCCGAACAACUCUCCUUUUACGACAAGGGUAACUUCACGUGGACGAUAUUGCACUUCUCACAGUUGGACGAGUCCAAGUUCGUCUACUCUGAUGAAUUCGCUGUCGCUGAUAGUAACUGGAAGGUGAGAGUUGCACCGAGAGGGGACGGAGAUGGAUGGCGCAACUACUUGUCUAUCUACUUGGAGUUAUCAGAGACCACAACGCAGAGCCUCCGAGUGAAUGAGAAGGUGUACGCCAGAGCCAGCAUCAGUGUCCUCAACACUGAUCCUUCCGAAAACAUCCAGAGGCAACUUGGAAAGUGGUACUCUCGAGAGGUGCCGUCUUUGGGGUUCCAACAGUUCAUGUCUCUUGUGGAUCUCCACAGCCCUUCCAAAGGUUACCUCGUGGGAGAUAGACUCACCCUUCAGAUCCAGUUCCACCUCAUUUCUAAAAUCCAUUACACUCCUUAGCACCUCUCUGUCUUGAUAAUGAUGUAUCUUGCCCUAUGUUUUACUAUAUGUUUUGAGACUAUUUGAACUCCUGGGUUGUUUUGUUGUUGUUCUAUUUCACAAAUAAAACAAACAAUGAAACAUAUAUUGCUUCAAAAGUAGCCACACAACGACAAUUGUUAUGGAGGGAGCUUUUUUACGCAUGUUGUGUUGAAAGAGCUCAUCUUUCAACCGAAAGAGUUAAGACUUGCUUAGUUUGGCUCUGUCUUCUUUUCUUUGGGAUCUCCCAUGCAGGCAGCUUCUCGAUAUAUAUGGAUAUUCAUAUGCUUUAUCUUGUAUACGUAUUAUUUAAACCACGCCUUGAACAUAAUUCAACAGAGGUUCAGGUAUAUAGAAAGAGAACGACAUCAACCUAUAGACUAUCUGCAACAAUUUUUGUUUUUUUCUCUACUUCCUACAGCAAUUCUUGUCACACACGUUGUUUUAUGUUCCAGCAAUUCCGUCAACG
Molecule: messenger RNA, 1611 nt
Organism: Eruca vesicaria subsp. sativa (arugula)
Lineage: Eukaryota; Viridiplantae; Streptophyta; Magnoliopsida; Brassicales; Brassicaceae
Source: the annotation of a GenBank genome assembly